AUGUUACCUACCACAAUUGAGUUGUCAUCAAAGUCAACGGUGGUCUUUGACGAAGAGCAACAAGUGGUGAUGGAGAAAAUUCUCCACGGAACAGAUCAGCUGAGCGUUAUCGCGAUUGUUGGUAUGCCUGGACUCAGUAAGACAACUCUUUCCAAAAAGUUAUAUCACCAUGAAAACAUAGUAAUUCGAUUUGAUGUUCGUUCGUGGUGUACUUAUGUCUCUCAAGUCUAUGACAAGAGAAAAUUAUUGCUUGAAUUGUUGGGUUAUGAAUUUGAACGCCAUGUUGAAAUUGAGAGGAGUAAUGAUGAAUUAAUCCCACAAUUACAAAGGUGUUUGAAGAAAAGGAGAUACUCAAUAGUUAUAGAUGAUGUAUGGAGCACUGCUAUAUGUGAUGACUUGGUCAGUUUUUUUCCAGAUGAUAACAACAGGAGUAGAAUAAUUGUAACUUCCAGGCUUAAUGAAUUGUCUAAUUCUUCUGUAAAUUACUCGUUUUGCUAUACUCAUCGUUUUUCUUUUCUCGCGGAAGAUAAAAGUUGGUUGGUAUUACGGAGCACAAUAUUUAAUAAGGACGAAAGCUGCCCUCAAGAACUUGAGGAAAUAGGGAAGGAGAUAGCAAAAUAUUGUGCAGGAUUGCCUCUUGCAAUUGUUUUAAUAGGAGGUCUUCUUGCAUGA
Molecule: messenger RNA, 672 nt
Organism: Lycium barbarum (goji berry)
Lineage: Eukaryota; Viridiplantae; Streptophyta; Magnoliopsida; Solanales; Solanaceae
Product: putative late blight resistance protein homolog R1A-3
Exons: 1
Coding region: 1-672 (223 amino acids)
Biological process (GO): defense response to other organism
Molecular function (GO): ADP binding
Source: RefSeq, a predicted model, not a curated record